Messenger RNA from Melopsittacus undulatus (budgerigar), 1091 nucleotides. It is a transcript of the gene ST6GALNAC3, whose product is annotated as ST6 N-acetylgalactosaminide alpha-2,6-sialyltransferase 3. NCBI's taxonomy places the organism in Eukaryota, Metazoa, Chordata, Aves, Psittaciformes, Psittaculidae. The record is from RefSeq and is a predicted model, not a curated record. Bases 146 to 1063 code for a protein of 305 amino acids. The transcript is spliced from 5 exons. Gene Ontology annotation, biological process: oligosaccharide metabolic process; ganglioside biosynthetic process. Gene Ontology annotation, molecular function: alpha-N-acetylgalactosaminide alpha-2,6-sialyltransferase activity.
CUGGAUGCGUGGUACCCUUAUUUGGAUCUACAGGAAUGUAGGCUCUAGCAGUUCUGCAGCUCUACCAGCCUUUUUCCUGACACUGGAACUGCUGCUCACAAAGUAGAAUCCUGCUGCUCUGUGGCAGGAAGGAUAGAGAAAGAACAUGGCCUGCAUUUUGAAGAGAAAGUCCAUUGUUGCUGUGAGUUUCAUUGCUGCAUUCCUCUGUCUGAUCAUUGUUCGUCUCACAAAUGAAGUAACUUUCCCUUUGAUCCUGAACUGCUUUGGACAAACCAGUGUCAAAUGGAUACCAUUUUCUAAUGGCCAAAGGCAGCCUCUGAGAACUCAUUAUGGAUAUAUAAAUGUGAAAACACAAGAGCCCCUACAACUUGACUGUGACUUCUGUGCCAUUGUUUCAAACUCAGGACAGAUGACUGGCCAGAAGCUGGGAGCUGAGAUAGACAAGUCCUCCUGCAUUUGGAGGAUGAACAAUGCUCCCACAAAGGGCUAUGAGGAGGAUGUUGGGAAGAGGACAACUGUAAGAGUUGUCUCUCACACAAGCGUGCCUCUCCUUCUCAAGAAUCCUGAGUACUUUUUCAAAGAAACCAACAACACUGUUUACGUGAUCUGGGGACCUUUCCGAAACAUGAGGAAGGAUGGAAAUGGCAUUGUGUACAACAUGCUGAAGAAAACUGUUGACAGCUACCCAACUGCCAAAAUCUAUGUGACAACAGAAAAGCGCAUGAGUUAUUGUGAUGCAGUAUUUAAGAAGGAGACAGGAAAAGACCGGGUCCAGUCAGGUUCAUAUCUCAGUACGGGUUGGUUUACCUUAAUUUUGGCUAUGGAUGCCUGCUAUGGAAUUCACGUCUAUGGGAUGAUAAAUGACACCUACUGCAAGUCAGAAGGCUUUCGUAAAGUUCCCUAUCACUAUUACGAGCCAGGAAGAGAUGAAUGCGAGGAAUAUUUUCUGCAUGAAAAUGCUCCAUAUGGAGGCCAUAGGUUUAUCACGGAAAAGAAAGUAUUUGCUAAAUGGGCCAAGAAACACACAAUAAUAUUUACACACCCCACUUGGACAGUGUCUUGAUACUGGUUUUCUUAACACUCCCUUAACA